Nomia melanderi (Alkali bee) is the source of this 1192-nucleotide messenger RNA. RefSeq lists its product as uncharacterized. The record is from RefSeq and is a predicted model, not a curated record. NCBI's taxonomy places the organism in Eukaryota, Metazoa, Arthropoda, Insecta, Hymenoptera, Halictidae.
ACAAAAAAUUCUCUCUAUUUCGUUAAUAUGCUUUUUAUCCAAAUUUAAUAUAUAAAAAUGUCAAAAGCUCUGUCAAAUAAUGAAAAAAAAUGCAAGGCAUCAACAUCAUGUUGGUACUUCACAAUCUAGUUUACGUCCGAAACCUUAUAGAUUUUGUUGCGAAGUAAAGGACCAAGAUACAAGGUUAGAUACAAAGAAUGAUGAGGACCAGCUAUUUUCUCGAUACAAUCUAACGGAAGGUGGACCUGAUAUAAAAUUUCGCCUUCAAGAAGUAAAUAACGCUUCAGCAUCCCCACAACGCGUUAAUCAAAAAAGCGUGUAUCGAUCAGGAUUUCGAGGUCGACCGCGGGGUCGACAGAAAGGCGGAUAUGACGAUCUACCUCGAAAUGGCCAGCAGAAAGGAUAUCGAAGUGGUCAACGAAUAGAACGGGAUCGUAGCGAAAGCGAUAAGAAUAAUAAAGGUUUCCAUGAACCAAUGAUCUGUAGACACUGCAGAGGGCCUCUUAAAUGGUACUUGGAAGAUGAGAUAGCUGUUGCUCGUGAAAUAAUGAUGCAGGACCGACAAGAACAGUAUAACACAGAAAUGGAACAGAAUAUUAAAACUGCUAAAAAAAGGAAAAAGAGGAAAAAAAGAAGAAAAAAGGUAGAAAGUUAACAGCAGAAGCCGUAUCUUGAACUGAAUGAAAAUAUGUACAAACGGUACGACUGUUAAAUAAAAUGUAUGGAAACAAAAAUUUGCAGGAUAAAAAUAACAAUAUUUAAAUAAAAAACACUUUUUAUAUUUUAAUAUUUAUAUUUAUACUUACUGCUGCUAUUAUUCUCGUUACAUAUAAAAAAAUAUAUACCCAUAUUAGAAAAUAUACUUUAUUUUAAUAGAAAUGCUUACACAAUCCACUAUUUAUUAAAGAACGCAAUACUGUGAAUAUACUACCCAAACAUUGUUUGAAACUUCUUUUUAGAUAUUCUCAUAAGUUAUGUAAUUAAGAACUAUAAUUAAUACAUAUAUAAUUAAUAUAUAUCGAAGUGAAGUAAACAGAAAAGUAGUUUUCUACAAUUGCAGCAGAACAAUAUAUAAUCUCAUUGUCAUGUAAAGAAAUAUAUUUAUAAUUAAUGUUUGGUUUUUUUUAGUGAAAUCAUAUGCUUAUUAUUGUUGACAAAAGACUCAAAUAUAAAUUUGAAGUUACAAAGAUUU